Molecule: messenger RNA, 1152 nt
Organism: Cyclopterus lumpus (lumpfish)
Lineage: Eukaryota; Metazoa; Chordata; Actinopteri; Perciformes; Cyclopteridae
Product: surfeit locus protein 1
Exons: 9
Coding region: 115-1017 (300 amino acids)
Biological process (GO): mitochondrial respiratory chain complex IV assembly
Cellular component (GO): mitochondrion; membrane
Source: RefSeq, a predicted model, not a curated record
GUGGCGAACCGGAAGUAGUAACACCGAAAGAGGUCCCCCCCUCCUCUCUCUUCUGAUAAGUUAUGUAGUCGUCUCCCCGGUUGUUGGUGCGCGUGUCUGUGUUUUGACUGAACAAUGGCUGCUUUAAAACUAGCGCUGGCUUAUUCCACCAAGGUGCUGACGACGCUGAGACAAAAGUCGCACGUCAUUUACAUCCAGAGGACGUUCGUCAGACGUCUGGAAGUUCCAGGUAAGUUCAUCACCUUUGGGCGACGGUGGAGCUCCUCGGCAGCCGGAGCGGAAAAGGCAGAAGACUCUUUCUUCAAAUGGUUCCUGCUGCUCAUCCCCGUCACCACCUUCGGCCUCGGUACAUGGCAGGUGAAACGGCGUCAGUGGAAAAUGCAGCUGAUCGACGAGCUGACGAGACUCACCGCAGCAGAACCCAUCCCUCUUCCUCUGGAUCCCACUGAGCUGAAAAGCCUGGAGUACCGGCGGGUGCGAGUGCGUGGACGGUACGACCACUCGCGCGAGCUGUACGUUCUGCCGCGCUCACCCGUCGACCCGGAGAAAGAGGCCAGGGAGGCGGGCAGGCUGGCUUCGAGCGGGGAGACCGGCGCGAACGUCAUCACUCCGUUCCGCUGCACCGACCUCGGCAUCACGAUCCUGGUGAACAGGGGAUACGUCCCGAGGCAGAAGAUGAGACCGGAGACCAGGAUGAAGGGUCAGGUGGAAGGCGAGGUGGAGGUGGUCGGGGUCGUUCGGCUGACGGAGAAACGAAAGCCCUUCGUACCGAACAACGACGUGGAGAAAAACCACUGGCACUACCGAGACCUGGAGGCCAUGGGCGGCGUCACCGGGGCCGAGCCCGUCUUCAUCGAUGCAGACUACCGGAGCACAACUCCUGGCGGACCAAUAGGUGGACAAACCAGAGUGACCCUGAGGAACGAACACCUGCAGUACGUAGUGACAUGGUACGGCCUGUGUGCAGCAACCUCCUACAUGUGUUACGCAAAGUUCAUCAAGAAGAUUAAAUUGUGAUUGUGAACGAGUGACCGUGUAUUAUUGUCUGAAAUAUAUUUUAAAAAAGGAAAUGCCGAUUUACUUGAUUUGUGCAAUUUUUCCAGGUGGAUUGUUCUCCUGAAACAUGUUUGAGAAUAAAUGUAUAUAACUUGA